Molecule: messenger RNA, 3608 nt
Organism: Mesocricetus auratus (golden hamster)
Lineage: Eukaryota; Metazoa; Chordata; Mammalia; Rodentia; Cricetidae
Gene: Acadsb
Product: acyl-CoA dehydrogenase short/branched chain
Exons: 11
Coding region: 112-1407 (431 amino acids)
Cellular component (GO): mitochondrion
Molecular function (GO): flavin adenine dinucleotide binding; acyl-CoA dehydrogenase activity
Source: RefSeq, a predicted model, not a curated record
ACUCUAGGGGGUGUGUGAGGAGCGGAGGAGCAGGAGUGGGCGGGGCCCGAGAUUGCCCCAUCUAGGGUGUCUAGCCCUGAGGUGUAGCGGGUGCCUCUGCCUGAGACAAGGAUGGCUGCCUCUGCGCUCCAGCUGUGGCGUGCCGGCGGCCUGCUUCGAAGAAACAUCCCAAUGUGCUUGUCUUCUUGGAAGGAUCCUCCUCGUGUCCUAAAAUCCUCGAAGCCGGCUCCAGUCAGUAUGACAAAUAAUUCAGUGGCCUUUGCACCUCUCCAGACAUUAACUGAUGAGGAAAUGAUGAUGAAGGAAGCAGUUAAAAAAUUUGCACAGGAACAAAUUGCUCCUUUGGUUUCAACUAUGGAUGAAAAUUCAAAAAUGGAGAAAUCAGUGAUACAAGGAUUAUUUCAACAAGGGCUGAUGAGCAUUGGAAUUGAUGAAAAAUAUGGAGGAACUGGAGCUUCCUUCUUCUGCUCUGUCAUAGUGAUAGAGGAGCUAGCCAAAGUGGAUGCAUCUGUGGCUCUCGUGUGUGACAUCCAGAACACAAUAAUUAACAACCUGUUUGAAAAACUCGGUACAGAAGAACAGAAGGCUACCUAUUUGCCUAAGCUGGCUACAGAAAAAUUAGGGAGCUUCUGCCUUUCUGAAGCUGGAGCUGGUAGCGACUGUUUUGCUUUGAAAACAAGAGCUGAUAAAACUGGAAGUGACUACAUCAUCAAUGGGUCCAAGACGUGGAUUAGUAAUGCUGAACAUGCAGAUAUCUUCCUGGUUUUCGCAAAUGCAGACCCCGCCUCUGGUUACCGAGGCAUCACCUGCUUCUUAGUAGACCGAGAUACAGAAGGUUUUCAUAUAGCGAAAAAGGAAAACAAGAUGGGGAUCAGAGCUUCUUCCACCUGCCAAUUAACAUUUGAGAAUGUCAAGGUUCCAGAAACCAGUGUUUUGGGAAAAGUUGGACAUGGUUAUAAGUAUGCCAUAGGAAGUCUUAAUGAAGGUAGAAUAGGAAUUGCUGCACAGAUGCUAGGACUGGCCCAAGGAUGUUUUGACUACACCAUUCCAUACAUUAAAGAAAGGAUACAGUUUGGCAAGCGAAUAUUCGAUUUUCAGGGGCUCCAACACCAAGUGGCUCAGGUGGCCACCCAACUGGAAGCCGCGCGGUUACUAACAUACAACGCUGCUAGGCUCGUAGAAGCCGGAAGGCCAUUUAUUAAAGAAGCAUCUAUGGCCAAAUAUUAUGCAUCAGAGGUUGCUCAAUUGACAACGAGUAAGUGCAUUGAGUGGAUGGGAGGAGCUGGCUACAUCAAAGAUUACCCUGUGGAGAAAUUCUUCCGAGAUGCAAAGAUUGGUACAAUAUACGAAGGAACAUCCAACAUCCAGCUGAACACCAUUGCAAAGCACAUCGACGCAGAAUUCUGAUACCUCUAGUGUCACUGGCGUGCCACUUCCAACUGUUGUGCCUUGUUAAGUGGAGCCUGCAGAGCAUUGCAGUGUUCUGUUUGAAGCCGCUUGUCCUGGUUCUCAGGCCUGGUUUUUGUCCUUUCUCUACCCAAUCUACUCUAAAACUAUUUUGAAGCUUCUCUACACAUUUAUUUUUCUCAUCCUAGUUUCUGAGUAUACAGAAGUUUCACUAUGCCAGCAUCUGGGAAGAUGAAAACAUUUGAAGUAUUGGUACUGCUGACAGAAAUAGUCACUUUAUAUUCCUACUAAAUCUUUGUACUGUGGUAUAAUUUAGAGGAUCAUUUGUUAUAGUCGGCAACUUUUAUUCAAUACUUUAUAGAUUCAAUGGUAAGUUGCUAAACAAGGUAGAAACUGAUAAAAUUUAUUUGGAAAAUUGAGAACUCCUAGUUUUAAUGUCAAAGAAAAAGUAGACAAUAAAGAUGUAACUUGUAGGCCAUAUAAUUGACAAAAACAAACGCCCAAAAUAUUAUUUUCACCACCAAAAGCUGUAUGUUUGGCUGCUAUAAUUGACCUGUAUGAAAGAUGUGUUACAUGACGGCUCUAUCAAGACAUUUAAAAGCAUGUCCCUGUAUUAAUUUUCAACUAUAAAGUUUAAAUAAUUUGGCUUAAUUAUCUGAAAAUAUUCAGUUAUAAUAUUCAUUAGAUCAUGCACUAUUUUUAGUAGUAUGAUUUAUUAUUGCACUUUAAUUAUUUUUCUCCUCAAAUUUGGUUAUUGAACUUUAUCCUAAAUAGUAAUUAAUCGAGAAAUUUGAUUUUGGUUUUAGUAAUUCUCAGGAGAAAUAUUUUACCCCUAUAAGGAAAUAAUAUCACAAUCUCACAAGGAAUGGAGAACAGGAGACUAGAUAGUCUGAAAAGGUACAUCCGGUAUAAAUAUAUGUAGUUAUUUAUAUAGUGUAUUAAAUAAUUUUUAUUGUGAAGACAAAGAUCUAUGUUUUACAAUGCAAAUGACAAACAGGCAAACCUAAUCAAAUGCCCAGCUGGCGAAGCUAUUGAUCAGUGUUAGGAUUUUUUAGUCAAUUGCAGACCCUGAGUCCUCUGGAGAGAGAAGUGGACAGUGGACAAGAGAGUUUCACAUUUCCUGAGGAAACACCACAUUAUGCAUGAAAAAUGCCCCAAGGCUCAUACGGUUGCUGACAAUCAAUCAUUGCUGCUAAAUAGAAAGUAUUUCAGUGCUUUUGUACAAGGAUAAUGUUUAUUAAGAAAACCUGACAUUUCCUAAGUAAUUUUGCUUUGCACAGUCAUGUUUAUUGAGCUGAAUUAAUUUCCACAAUGCAAAUCAUAGUUAAAUAUUCGAGGUUGUGUAAAUACAGUUGAGAUAGGAAUUACAUUAAAACAGUAGGAAGAAACAGGACAAUUUUAGACCUUGAAUCCAAAGUGAUAAAGUCUACUUGACUUUCAAAUGGGAAAAUGAUGAAAGCCCCUCAACCAGUCCUUCAGAACAUAAAGGCUGAUGGGUCUGAUAAGAAAAGCAAGGAAUGGAUCCAAUGCCCUAACGGGGCUCAGACAACUUUAAUUUCUAGGUUUACGUGAAAGCGGUGAACUUACAGAUAAUGCAGUGGGAGUCAAUAUGAGUAAACAGAGGAUUACCUUCUCUAGAAUGAGAGACACGUGGAAGUGUGAUAAAUACCAUGUUCUAACUCACAGCACCAGAGUCACUCACUCUAUUACAUAUCUGGACUUUAAAUGUGUCCAUAGAGUUAUAAUUUUGUAUAUGUAUUUUGUGUAUUUCACAAAGGAUAGUUAAUAUGAAUUAAUUAUUAACAUAAUUAACAUACAAGCUUUUCUUCUUUUGUUAGUGAACCCUUGUAUUGUUUCACCAAAGAGAGUGUUUGGGAGUCUACUUGUAUUUCUUACUUUAUGGUUUUUCUUCUGAUUUCUGUGACUUUGUAAUCUGUCAUGAAACUAUGGACUUUGAGUUUGUAUCUGGUAGGAACCUAAAGCUGUUUGUUAAUUUGAGGACUGAGAUGACAUGGGGCACAGGAGAUAAAGAACUGACCUGGUGUGUAUACAGGCGGAACUAGUUGCCGAGUUUGCAUUGUUAGAGAGCUCACUUUAUCACAUCAGAAUCAAUUAAAGAAUCAAUGCCAAGGACUUGAUCAUGGAACUUUAAGCCUAAAAAGACCGUAGACAACCAUAAAGGUAGCUCUGUCAAUUCAAAA